Messenger RNA from Trypanosoma brucei brucei TREU927, 1989 nucleotides. Its product is annotated as ubiquitin carboxyl-terminal hydrolase, putative. Lineage: Eukaryota; Euglenozoa; Kinetoplastea; Trypanosomatida; Trypanosomatidae. Gene Ontology annotation, biological process: protein deubiquitination. Gene Ontology annotation, cellular component: nucleus; cytosol. The transcript has a single exon. Gene Ontology annotation, molecular function: cysteine-type endopeptidase activity; cysteine-type deubiquitinase activity. Bases 1 to 1989 code for a protein of 662 amino acids. The record is from RefSeq and is a predicted model, not a curated record.
AUGGGGGGAAGUUAUUCCACGGUUAAAACGCAGCGGGAGUUGAGGAAUGCUGACUUGAAGGUCUCACCUAAGUCUCCAAAUUCAUUUGGAAGAGGCGAUGUGCGACCAACUCCAUCAAAGGCACUCCCGAGUGCCGCAAGAGGUACGUUGCCUACACGCGUUGCUCAGGUUAAAGUCCAGCGAGAGCAGGGGCAAGAUGAGGGCGCAUCGCGAGCACAGGAGUCAUCAUUUCAGGCUUUGCCUCAUCUUCCUACUUCACGGAGCCAAUCCUUUUCGAAUGUAGCACAAAAGUGUGGUCCGCUAUCGGGUACACCAAAUACGCCAUCAACGUCGUUGUACCGAAGCAACAUUCUGUCACCUUCUUCCACCACAGUAAAUGGUGGUGUGUUCGGUUCUCCCUCGACCACCGCCAUACCGACGCGUUCAUCACCCUCUCAGACGCAAUACUUGGAAAUCAGUGGUUAUCCAGUGGGAUUGGAGAACUAUGGUAACACCUGUUACUUCAAUGCAGUGCUGCAGUUGCUUUACCACUGUUCUCCACUGCGCAUGCGUAUGCUAGAGCUUAAUGCGAUAUACGAGAAGAAAAAGGGCAGUUCGCGGUUCGAUAGUAGCACCAUACUUGCGCUCACAGCAGACCUUUUUGCGAAGAUGCAUAAAGUGAACAAUAACAAGAAGCGGCAAAAGGGUGUCCCGACACCGCGGGGUUUGCUCAACAGAGUGCGGCAGCUCAACUCUAUGUUCAACAACAAUCAUCAACACGAUGCACAUGAGUUUGCCAUGUUUCUCCUGAACGAACUUGUUGAGACUGAGUCUCAUUUGAUGUCUGACGAAAGGAAUCGGACACUCUUCAUGCGGGAUGAGGGAAAAGAAUCGAAGACAUCACAAUGGUUUUCUUCCCUCUGGUCUCGUCGACAGAAAGAAACCAAAAAAGGUGCGGAAAGAUCACAAUCCGAUGUGAAGGAAGCAAAUGAGUCAUGCACAACGGUGGACUGUCUUGAACUCCCGCGAAUCUUUAGCGAGGGUGAGGUGUGUGCCAUGAAACUCCCUUCAUUGACGAGGUUGAAGAGCAGUGACUUUUCAGACGGGGUUGGUGGCACAAGUUUGUACUCCACUUCUGGUUGGGAUUGGGGCGCUCCACCUUCUCUGGAAAAGAUUUUAACUGGUCAGUUUGUAUCGCUUACGGGAUGCUGCGAGUGUGAGAAUGUGUCCGUUACCCGUGAGGCGUUCAUUGAUAUUGGCCUGAAUGUCGUGCAGGGUUCAUCGCUGCGUCGGUGCGUGGAAGAGUUGAGUGUCACGGAGGUUUUUGAUGGAGAAAACAAAAUGAAUUGUGAGCGGUGCGGAAAAAAAGUUGCAGCACGGCGUGCCAUGUGGAUUAAUCGGCUGCCUGAAUAUGCUUUGUUGGUGCACCUCAAGCGCUUUCACUACGACGAGAAGACUGGAAAAAUGAGAAAACGAAGCGAGCACAUCGCCCUCCCGCGGGAGAUUGAUGUUGUGGAAUAUGAACCAUGUGGAGAAAAGUGCAAUGAAGCGGCUGGUGAUGGAUCAUUUUGUUGCGAAGAGGACACCUCUGGACCGGAAUUCCGCCGCCCCUUGACAUCUUCUCCCGUACAAUCGACAUUAGCAGGGAUCGCAUCUUCAAAUGAUGCGGGUUGUAGUAACAGCUGCAUUGGCUCCAGCUGCGGUGAUAUCAAUAGUACAACCACUACGUCUGAGCCACAUUUUCGGCUGCUUCAGAAGUUGCAUGUCAUGCCGCGUUGCAAAGGCCGCUUUGCUUUAAGUGGUUUCGUCGCCCACCGUGGAAGCGGACUCAGCUCUGGGCAUUAUUUUACAUGUGUUCGUCAUGAAAGUGCGUGGCGCUGCUUCGAUGACAACAACGUGACGGAACUAACGGACCGCGAGAUGCAGCGUUUCUGGGGCACGCCAGUGGAUUUGGGCGAAGUUGUCACCACCACCACGGCAUAUUUGCUUCUGUACGAGCGAGUUGCGUAA